Symbiodinium sp. CCMP2592 is the source of this 2109-nucleotide messenger RNA. NCBI's taxonomy places the organism in Eukaryota, Dinophyceae, Suessiales, Symbiodiniaceae. The record is from the annotation of a GenBank genome assembly.
AUGCAUUUGAAGCAGCAGUUUCAAGGAGCUGUCCAGGUCACUGCUGAUGAAACUCCUGCCUUCCUGGGAACGGAAGCCACAGAUUCUGUGCCAGAGACGUGUCACAUCGCGAAGGAUGCCAAAGAGAGAGGCUCAGAGCCUUCGCAGCCUUCGCUUCGACGUUACUCCGUUCACCUGCUCGAACACGGCGGAGCAGAGCUCUUGCGGACAUGCUUUUGUCCAUGGGCAACUUUGCGGGACGUCCUUUAUGCAGAUGCUGUGUGCAAGCGCUGGCACCGGCUGUCCCGAGAAGAGCAGUGGAUGGAGAUGUCCAUCCUCAAUGGUGGAGUCACGGCAAGCCUGCGGCGAGCCCUGUGGCGACACCUCUCGGCCGUGCAGAAUAUCGAGCAACGCUACCAGCGCGAGCUGGGCGUUGCCUCGGCCACGGAGGCUUUCGAAGCGCUUCUCAAGAAGCCGCUGUCACAAGCGAAGAUAUCCGAGAUCGAGCGCGAUGUCCACCGCACCUAUCCAAGCCACGAGCGCUUCGAGGGCCAGGAAGGUGCCAAAGGCAGAGCGGAGCUGCAGCAGGUCCUUCAGGCCACAGUCACCGCAGAGCCCAACGUUGGUUACUGCCAGGGCAUGAACUUCGUGGCAGCCACCCUGCUAAUCCAUCUCGGUUCAGCGAGCGAUGCCUUUUGGAUGCUGCUCGCUCUGCUGGAAAGCUAUCACUACAGGUUCGUCUUCGCUCCCGGAGUUCCACUCCUGCCGCUUCGUGUGUUCCAGUUUGCCGGCAUCGUGCAGAGAUGCCUGCCCAGACUAUGGCGACACCUCCGAGAGGAUGGGCAUUCCUUGGAGAUUUUUGCUCACCAGUGUGUGCUAACACUUUUCUCCUACAGCUUGGAGCCAGGUCUUCUUGCAUUUGUCUACGAUGCUUUCUUCCUUCAGGGCUGGAAGGCCGUCUUCCGAAUAGGUGCGAGCUUGCUAGCAUUUCUGGAGGACCAGCUGCUGCAGAUGGAUCUCGAGGACAUCUCACACCAUCUGCACCAGUGCAAGAAGCAUCUGCGCCUUCCACGCCGCAAUGGGCAACUUGGCGCCGCCGCCUUCCGCGUGUUGCUGCGCUUUGACGUGGGCCUGGGGAGCCUUGAAGAGCUGGAAUCGGGCUUUCAACUCCAGCGGCUCGAGGUGCUGUUGUCGCAGGUGAGCGUUUCCGGUGAGCACGAUGCCCAGGCUGUGGAUGGGAAGCACAGCAUCCCUUUCCCACGUGAGUGGCUGAUUCCGGGAUGGGCCCGCAGCACAGCUGGCAGCUCUCCGGCUGGAGCCGUUGGCAAGGACACGGCUUUGGACUAUCACAACCAAGAGGGUGUUGGCCGUGCAAUCAACGAAGCAGGCAUGCGCGAGAAGAUCUUUGUUGAGACAAAGAUUCCGGGGUGCGGCAUGGAUAGCACGAUGUUGAAUGUUUUCAAAUGCUAUGAAAACACCAAGCGGGACUUGGAGCUAGAUCUUGCGAAGCUGAAUCUCUCCUACGUCGAUUUGGUCAUCGUUCACUUCCCCCCCAUCUCCUCAAUGGUGACCCGAUCAUGCAACAGCUGGUCUGGUGGUUGCCAGAUGGUUCGUGCGCAGUGGAAGGCCAUGGAGGAGUUCUACAAGCAAGGGAAAGCGCGUGCUAUCGGAGUGUCGAACUACUGCCCUAGCUGCUACGACUGCCUGAACUCCACCGCCACAGUCCUCCCCAUGGUGAACCAGGUGCAGCUUCACCUGGGUAUGGGGACAGAUCCAGCUGGUAUAGUGUCCUGGCACAAGAAGCGUGGAAUCCAGCUACAAGCCUACAGCGUGCUCGGAAACACUGCUGUCAGCCACAAAGCUAGUCCAGAGAUCUUAACGGGGAACUUGACCACGAGCAUCGCCAAAGCUCAUGGAAAAAGCUCUGUGCAGGUGGCGCUUAAGUGGGUGGUCUCGCAAGGGAUUCCCGCUGUGACGAAGUCGGCCAGCGCAGAGCAUCUUUCUGCGGAUUUGGACCUUUGGUCUUGGGAUUUCACGGACGAGGAGAAGCAGGCGCUGGAUGCAAUGAGCUCUCCCAAGGGCUCCUACUCGUUCGGGUGCACGUCUGAUGACGCGAAGAUUUUGGUUUGA